Molecule: messenger RNA, 2057 nt
Organism: Malus domestica (apple)
Lineage: Eukaryota; Viridiplantae; Streptophyta; Magnoliopsida; Rosales; Rosaceae
Source: RefSeq, a predicted model, not a curated record
CUUAGUUUUCUCGUCUGUAUAUAAAAGAGUACUUGUCGAAAUUGUUUUGUCCAUUGGGUACCAUUGAUGGUCAAACCCCUGUUCCCAGGACAAAGGGACGCCCUAGGUUGAUCUCAUAUAUAGGAAGUCCUUAAGAACAAAACGAUCAAAUGGAAGAUCAACCAAAUCAGGCGGCGCCGCUGGUAUUCCACCCUCAAACGUCAAAAUUAGCGGCACUACAUGUACAUGUACAAAAACUCCACCACCAUCACCACCAACCUCAACAACUCCCCCCUCCAAAUAACUCUAAUAUAAAUUCCCACGUCAACAUUAUUAACAUACGACCUAGUCCUGAUCCCGACGCCGAUAAUCAUCAGGCAAACCCCUCUUCCUCUUCCCAUGAAAAUGCCGGGACAUCACGCUUUGAUCAUCAGGAAUAUCAUGACCACGAUCACGAUCAUCAUCAACAAGCCCGACCAUUACAUGUAGUACAGUUCCCACCCUCAAACCUCAAUAGUGCUAAUCUCAUCUUGCACCAGCAGAUUAACAAUUGGCCUCACCAUAAUUACAACGCGCACGUGCCUUCACGUUCAUAUUAUCCUCCUCCUCAUCACCACCGAGCUGCUUCGGCCGACGCAUUUCACCAUUAUCAUCAUCGUCACCAUCGAGAUGCUUCUGCUGAUGCAAUUUAUUAUAGUUCACACCAAGUGCUUUUCCCUCCUCCCGCUGCCUACCAAAUUGUUCCUCAUCAGCAGCUGCAGCUGCAGCUGCAGUAUUAUAAUCAUGCUUCUACCGCAAGAAAUCAACUCCUGCCGGCGUUGCAUUGUAACAGUCAUUUUGCUGAAACAGGAGUACCCAUCCAAAACAUUGAAUACGUACCAGUGCUGCUGCCUCUGCCAGGCAUCGAUGGAACUUGGAAAACAGGGCUCUUCGAGUGCAUGGAGGAUCCCCCAAAUGCUAUCAUGACGCUAUUGUGCCCAUGCUGGACGUUCGGUCAGAUUGCAGAGAUCGUCAAUAAUGGUCGAAGCUCUUGUGCAGCCAAUGCACUGAUUUACAUGUUGAUCAUGCUGUGCAUCUUUGUGCCAUGCUUGCUAUCGUGCACAUACCGGAAAAAGCUAAGGAACAAGUUCGACCUGCCCGAAAGCCCCGCUCCGGAUUGCAUCACUCACUUCUUAUGCGAGUGGUGUGCUCUCUGCCAAGAACAUAGGGAGCUCCAGCUCAGAGGCCUAGACCCUACUUUAGGAUGGGUAGGAAACUUGGAGCAAAUUCAGAGGAUGCAGAAAAAGCGGCAAGCUGCUAUGAGUCCGCCAACGACCCAAAGAAUGACGGGCUAUUGACCAAACCACGAAGUAUGGCCUCAUCGAUCGUGCCUCAUGCUCGUCGUGAUUUUUGAUCCACCGAUGAAGAAGAUGGUUCAGUUUCCUGUUUGACUUGCCUAUAGAGGGGGGCAAAGAGGGAUGGAUCAUCAAUGUAUAUACCGAUUCACACAACUGCUCCACCACAAUCCAAUCUCCGGCAAAAUCAACAGGACAUCAUAAUUAAAAAAAAAGUUGAGAUUCCACCACAAAACCAAUUGACAAAAUGGAGAGUAGUACAAUUAUUUAUAAGCACAUGCAAGAUCUCUUAUUUCCCGGAUGUGGAACCAUACUUUCAACAUACCCUCACAUGUGGCGAAUUUUCAAGCCUAAUACUUGGACAACACAAAUCAAUUGACGUGCUGCAGGUGUGGCCGUUUGGCAUUGCAUAUGAGACAACCUGCUCUGUCCAUGAAAAAAGUGGGAGUUCCACCAUAGAACUGAUUGGCUAUAUGAGGAUUAGAUCAAUUCCUUAGAAGUGCAUGCAACGCCGCUUGCGAAAGUAAUACUCAACAGUAAUUUGGUGCUGGAAAUGCGACUUAAAAGUACCAAACCAAGCAAACUUGCAAGCGCACAGCAUCGAGCAAGAAAUACUAUUUUGUAUAAUGAUGAAGAAAUGGGGCAACAACAAAACACCCCCAACUUCUCUUCGUUUUUGUAUUUAGCUUGAACGAGUAAAUUUUACAGCUCAGAAUAUACGUAGGUAGGUACAACGUAUAGCAA